This is a messenger RNA of Adineta ricciae, 2016 nucleotides long. The record is from the annotation of a GenBank genome assembly. Lineage: Eukaryota; Metazoa; Rotifera; Eurotatoria; Adinetida; Adinetidae.
AUGGGCUCAGUGCUCUCGACUAUUAGAAACUCAAUUACCCAACAAAGUCAAGUUGUUGCAUGGUGUUCAUUGUUCUUCACUAGUCUUACGGGCAUCGCGCUGUUAAGUUCGUAUUCACCACGAGUCAGAGUUAUUCUGAAAAGAUGGAUUCGAAUUCAAGUUCGACAAUGGUUAAUGGAUCCGUAUAUGAAAGGAUCGAAUACGGAUGCUUUCGUGUCUUACUAUCGAAAGGUUUUGUGCCAUCAGCAGAAGAUUAACAAUGAUCUAUUAGAGAAUAUCUUACGAAAUAAUCACUCAUGUGCAUUCUUUCGCGAUCGAUCCAUUGCAUUUUCAUGCUCGAAAGGUGAACCAAACACUUUAGUCGAUGAAUUCCGUGAAAAAGUCCCAUUAACAACGUACAGCGACUAUCGUGACUAUUUCGAACAAACAGUUCUCCAUGGUGCGACAAAUCAAGUUGUUUCAGAUCGUAUUAUUUAUUUUGCCUUAAGUUCUGGAACUACCGGAAAACCCAAAACUAUUCCAAUAACUAAAAAGAUCAUUGAAAAAUAUUUUACACUAGCCCGCAUAUCGCCAUCCGUCAUAUGGCGAUCUCUUCCAAACGCGUCAUAUCCUGUACCUGAACAACGAUCAUUUGUUUUAUUAAGUGGACAACAAGCAAAAUCAUUUUUAAGAUCAAAAGAUGGAACACCCAUGGGCGCACUCAGUCAAAUACUUUCCGUUGUUUCACCAUUUCCCGGAGUACGAUUAAUUGCAUCGAAUUUCAGUGUAAUUGCUCUCGAUCUAGUUGAAAGAAUACCUGACUUUUAUACGAACUUAUUUGUUCAACUAGUUUUCGCUUUAGCCAUUCCAGAUCUAUUCUCCUAUACGGUUACAUUUGCUCCAGAAUUUAUUCAUACGAUUAACCUAAUUGAAACUUCCCGAGAAGAAAUGGCUUUAUGCAUUGCUUCAGCUAGUUUCAAUUCGAGUGUUAUUGUUCAAAGCAAAAUUCAUGAUCGUCAAUUGAUCAAGCGUCUAAAUCGAGCUUUGUAUGAAACACUUCUAGAAUAUGGCGGAACGACCUAUCAAUCAGAGCGCGCGAAACAUAUUCGAAAAGUCUGUAUGGAAAGAAAGGAACCCGGCCUGCUUCACCGUCUUUGGCCCAAGCUGAUAUAUGCAACAACUGCUCUGAGUGGCAGCUUUUCCAGUUACAAGCAACAAGCUCAAUUCUAUUGUGGAGAUAAAAUAGUCCUCACCAAUUUGACAGUUUACAGUGCUAGUGAAGGAUAUCUUGGUACUAUUGCCAGUAUUCAUACGGAUGAAUAUGUUCUGUCACCGACAACGGUCUUCUUUGAGUUCAUUCGAGAAGAAGACGUACAUCAGACUCAACCAAAAACUUGUCUUCUUUCUGAAAUUGAACCUGGUUGUCGGUAUGAACUGGUAUGCACGACAGAAGCCGGUUUAGUUCGAUAUCGCAUGGGAGAUAUAAUUGAAUGUACACGAUUUUUAACACGUGCAGAUGAUUUAGUUCCAUUGCCAAGUGAAUUGCAUCAAAUUCCACGAAUUCCACUCAUUUCCGUUGCAUACAGAAUGGGAAAUCUCUUAGAUAUCAUCGGUGAGAAAACCACCGAACAGAAUUUGAUUGACACAAUCGCAAAAACCGUCGACGAAUGGAGACAACAAGGUAUCAUUGCAGAUAUUAUUGAUUUUACUUCAUAUCCAAAGUUGGAUGCAUUUCCGCCGUGUUACAUCUUCUUUUUCGAAUUGGGCGACGAUCAACUAUAUGAAACUCUGCAGCUUACUGUCGACAAGCUCGUUGAUCAAUAUCUUCGGCAAUUUAAUUUUGUCUACGAUCGUGCUCGCGAUGCAACAUACAUCGCCUGUGCGAAAUGCAAUUUCGUUCGCAACGGAACUUUUUCCACCUUUAUACACGAAAAAUUACUUACCGCCCAUGCAAGCCCUAUUCAAGUGAAACCACACCGACUAUUGAAAACUGAACAGCACAUUCAGUAUUUCCAUGCUAAUUGUUUAGGUCAAUGA